This is a messenger RNA of Cyclopterus lumpus (lumpfish), 3591 nucleotides long. RefSeq names its product zinc finger protein 143b (gene znf143b). The coding region runs from base 1410 to 3290 and encodes 626 amino acids. Gene Ontology annotation, cellular component: nucleus. Gene Ontology annotation, molecular function: RNA polymerase II transcription regulatory region sequence-specific DNA binding; DNA-binding transcription factor activity, RNA polymerase II-specific. Lineage: Eukaryota; Metazoa; Chordata; Actinopteri; Perciformes; Cyclopteridae. The record is from RefSeq and is a predicted model, not a curated record. The transcript is spliced from 15 exons. Gene Ontology annotation, biological process: regulation of transcription by RNA polymerase II.
AGUAUGCAUUAUUCCCACAGCCAUCUCCGAGAGGGAGAGGGAGUGACGGGCUGCGAUCGGGAUUCAAAAGACGGACGGGAAAGCCCGUUUUAACGAGAAAUACAAAAUGACAUCCAGCGAGUCAAAAUGCUGAAGUUAUCCUUAAUUAGCUAUCGUUUCCUAGUUAGAGUAGCUCGGCUGGGUAGCUGCGCGCGGAGGCAGCUAGCGAGCACCCGCGACUGCCACAGUCGACCGAGACUACGCACGUUGCACUCCCAUUUAUUUAACGUGACCCUCCGCGAGACGAAACCGUUUGCUCGCCGCUAAUAAAGAAGAGAAGGAAGAAAAAAAACACACACGCAGUCGUGACAGCAGCGAUUCGGUUAGCAUUCCGUUAGCUUGGCGGCGGCUAACCGCCCCCGGUUACGCGACGUGACGUUAAGGGCAGUUCAAUCCGUACCGUGGGUCGAGCAGUGCCGCGUCACAGCACUUGAUUGGGGGGGUUUAAUAAUGUUUUAUUACGGAGGGACACAUGCUCCCGAGUCACAGCUGUAAGCUAACGCCGUAGCUAGCUUACCCCUCCUCUAAAUGCUAUACUCCAAAAUAUCAAGCGCCAACGCCGAGAUGAAAUGAGAGAGCAUUAAAACAAAAAAAAGUUUAAUAUUUACACAGCUAUGACUGCAACUGUCUAGUUUGAUAUGUUAUUAUGUCUCAGUGGUAAUCUGUGAAGUAUUAUAAUACCUCACAGUCCUGUACUAUAACAAGUAUAUAUACUUUUGUGUAUCUGGGUUUGUUUUUAAAUGUUAAAGCAUGUGUAUUUUAAGGGGUAUGAUCACCAUAACAUCAUGAUCUAGCAUCUUAUUGUCCUUGUACGAUACUUUUCUAUACCUUUUUGUAUGUACCCCAAAAACUAUCCCCUAAUUUGUUUAAUGUUAUAAUAGUCUCUGCUGCUUACUGUUCUAGAGCUGCAGUAAUGCUGUCCUUUAUACCUAUAAAAGCUUUUCUUUUACCCACCAUAAAACUAAUUAUUACUGCUCUAUUUGCAUUUUUUUUUUUUUUACCAUGUACACUUAAAGAUACUAUGAGUUUAGUGUGUAUAGUACUAUUUAUUUUCAGGGACAAUUCACAUUGAUCAACAUCACUGUAAAAGUGCCAGUGUUGGUAGUGUAUGUUUCAAAUGUUGUGUGUAAACAAUAAAAGAUAGAUGUUAAAUUAGAACAGGUAAAACCAAGACAUGGAGGAUAUUAAAAGCUCAGGGAACUACGGCAAGGUGUCAUGUAAAGUACAAUGCAGACAUUUAAUACAAAACAAUUUAAAGCAGACAACAUAAAAUCGUGUGACAUUACAGACGAAGGUAAAACAAAACAAGCAAACCAACAGAAAGCAACAUGAGAACAAACAGGAAAAGCAACGAUAGCAGCAGCUGAAGCAUGCUCUUGGCCCAGAUCAACCGGGACUCCCAGGGAAUGGCAGAGUUUCACGAUGCGGACGGGCAGCCGGUGACGCUCUGUCUGACGGAGGCUGUGACGGUGGGAGACGGAGAUCAGAUGGAGAGCAUGGACACCGUGAGCCUGCAGGCCGUCACUCUCGCGGACGGAUCCACCGCGUACAUCCAGCACGACUCCAAGUCGUCCUUUUCGGACGGGCAGAUCAUGGACGGCCAGGUGAUCCAGCUGGAGGACGGCUCCGCUGCCUACGUUCAGCAUGUGUCGAUGCCCAAAGGAGGGGACAGUUUACAGCUUGAAGAUGGACAAGCAGUUCAGCUAGAAGACGGAACAACAGCCUACAUCCACACGCCCAAAGAUGCAUAUGAACAGAGCGGCCUGCAGGAGGUGCAGCUGGAGGACGGCAGCACCGCCUACAUCCAGCACACCGUGCACAUGCCCCAGUCCAACACCAUCCUGGCCAUCCAGGCCGACGGCACCAUCGCAGACCUGCAGGCCGAGGCCACGGCCAUCGACCCCGAGACCAUCAGCGUGCUGGAGCAGUACACCACCAAGGUGGAGAACAUCGAAAACCCGCUGGGGUCCUUCGGCAGAGUGGAAGCAGACAACGGCGUCCACAUGCGGAUUGUGCUGCAGGGUCAAGACAACCGGUCAGGGAGGGGCUCAAACGUCGGGGAGAAGUCUUUCCGCUGUGAAUACGAGGGCUGUGGAAAACUCUACACCACCGCCCACCACCUCAAGGUACACGAGCGCUCACACACUGGAGACAAACCGUACGUCUGUGACUAUCCGGGCUGUGGGAAGAAGUUUGCAACAGGGUACGGACUGAAGAGUCACUCACGCACGCACACGGGGGAGAAGCCAUAUCGAUGUCAAGAACUGAACUGCUGCAAGUCCUUUAAAACAUCUGGAGACCUUCAAAAGCACACAAGGACCCACACAGGAGAGAAGCCUUUUAAAUGUCCGGUGGACGGCUGCGGCAGGUCGUUCACCACCUCCAACAUCCGCAAAGUGCACAUCCGAACGCACACCGGGGAGCGGCCUUACUACUGCUCUGAGCCGAGCUGCGGACGGUCAUUCGCCAGUGCCACCAACUACAAGAACCAUAUGAGGAUACACACUGGAGAGAAGCCUUAUGUCUGCACAGUGCCUGGCUGUGAAAAGCGCUUCACAGAAUACUCCAGCCUUUACAAACACCACGUAGUUCACACACCCUGCAAACCUUACAACUGCAACCACUGUGGGAAAACCUACAAGCAGAUCUCGACGCUCGCCAUGCACAAGCGCACCGCGCACAAUGACACGGAGCCCAUCGAGGAGGAGCAGGAGGCCUACUUUGAACCCCCAACAGACGCCAUCGACGACCCCAACGUCAGCUACACGACGGCGAUCGUGGGUGCGGACGACUCCGGCUCGGAGCAGGUUCCCGUGGAGGGCUCGGAAAUGAUUUGUCAUCAGCACGUUGCCUUGGUAACGCAGGAGGACGGGUCGCAGCAGCAGGUCAGCAUCUCCGACGCCGACUUGCAGGCCAUGGGUGGCACAAUCACCAUGGUAACCCAAGAAGGCACAACCAUCACCAUCCCGGCGCACGAGCUGACGACGCAAGGCGCUCACACGGUUACCAUGGUGACAACAGACGGAUCAGAUGAACAGGUGGCCAUCAUGACGCCGGACAUGGCCGCGUUCCAAACCGUGGAGGAGGCGGGCUACAGCCAAGAGCAGGAUGACAUUCAUCCUGUCACAUUACUGGCCACCUCCAACGGCACUCACAUUGCUGUGCAGCUCAGCGAUCAGCCGUCUCUAGAAGAAGCCAUCAGAAUAGCAUCAAGAAUACAGCAAGGAGAGUCUCCGGGCCUGGAUGAUUGAUGGACUCAUUAUGGACUGCGAUUUAGGAUUUUUUUUUUUUUUUUUAAACAACAAAAAAAAAACAUCUCAAUUGGACGAUAUCAACGAGAGAAAUCACAAGUCUUCCUCCCAUGUUUUUUUUCCACUAAAGAACUUAGCUUUUAUGUGUACAUAGGAUUUUGAUAACUGGAGUUCUGCUAUGAAAUUUUGUUCCCCGAACCAGAAAAGGUGAGAGAGGGGAACACUUUCUUAUGUUUAUGGUGCACAGUGCACAGGGCAGUGUACAGCUAAUGCUAUUUCUAAUAAAUACAUUAAAAAGUGU